AUGACUACCCCAAGCCCUAAAUCCGAGCACGCUCGUCUCCAGAACGACUUUGGAGCGGAUUACUGGAUUCGCAACAAGCAAGAACACCGUCACGCUACUGCUGGACGGGGCCUCUUCGCUGGUUUACAAGAUACCAAGAACUAUAAUGUGGAUAGUGGGUGGGCGCGCCGCAAGUCUGGGGAUGUGCAGACUGGGUUUUUUGGAGCUAUCUUGAGUCGGUUUGUUGGUGGAUCUUAUCACCCGCCGACUGAUUAG
This is a messenger RNA of Penicillium odoratum, 255 nucleotides long. RefSeq lists its product as uncharacterized. The transcript is spliced from 3 exons. Bases 1 to 255 code for a protein of 84 amino acids. Lineage: Eukaryota; Fungi; Ascomycota; Eurotiomycetes; Eurotiales; Aspergillaceae. The record is from RefSeq and is a predicted model, not a curated record.